Molecule: messenger RNA, 678 nt
Organism: Clonostachys rhizophaga
Lineage: Eukaryota; Fungi; Ascomycota; Sordariomycetes; Hypocreales; Bionectriaceae
Source: the annotation of a GenBank genome assembly
AUGUCCAACAACGAUUACUACGGCGGCGGCGGCGGCGGCGGCUACGGGCAGCAGCCCCCACAAGGCUACGGGCAGCCGCAGCAGCAGUACGGCCAGCAGUAUCCCCCACAACAGCAGUACCCAGGCCAGCAGCAGUACCCUCCACAGGGCCAGUAUCCUCCCCAGCAGCAAUAUCCCCAGCAGCACCAGCAACACUACGGCGGCCAGCCCCAGGGCCCCCCGCCAAGCUACGGCCAACACCAGCAAGGCUACGGCCAGCAGCAGGGCUACCCUCAGCAAGGCUACAACCCUCACCAGCAGCAGCAAGGCUACGACCAGCGCAACCAGCACCCCGGCGGCGCGCCCAGCUACUACGGCGGCCAGCAGCAGCCAGGUCCCUACCCGGGCGGCCCAGGUGGACCCCCGGGCCAGGACGAGCGAGGUCUUGGCGCAACCCUCGUCGGCGGCGCCGCGGGAGCCUUUGGCGCCCACGCGAUGGGCGGCGGCGCCAUGGGCAAGAUCGCCGGCGGGGCGGUCGGUGCCGUGGGCGCAAACAUGAUCGAGCACGCCUUCAACUGGACCUGCAGGGAUAAGAAGCAUAAAAAGGACAAGAAGCACAAGAAGGACAAGAAAGACAAGAAGAAGCACAAGCGCUCGUCGAGCAGCAGCAGCUCGUCGUCCUCCAGCUCCUCCGACUAA